This is a messenger RNA of Macrosteles quadrilineatus (aster leafhopper), 452 nucleotides long. RefSeq lists its product as uncharacterized. Bases 64 to 393 code for a protein of 109 amino acids. The transcript is spliced from 2 exons. The record is from RefSeq and is a predicted model, not a curated record. NCBI's taxonomy places the organism in Eukaryota, Metazoa, Arthropoda, Insecta, Hemiptera, Cicadellidae.
CUAUAAAUGAGUAUGUAGCUGCAAGUUGUGGCGUUUCAAUGAGAAAUCUAUCCACCUAGGAGAAUGAACUACAUUUGUCUCUUCGUGCUUAUACUAUGCACAACCUUAAUAGUUCUUUCCGAAAAGUCGAAACCAUGUGCAAGAGGGUAUGAUUAUACAACAGCAAUGCGUAACGUAGGAGAAAUUGGUGAAGUAUGUGCUAUUUGUCGCAAGAAAUGGAUGGGGUUCGGACGAACAGACUGGAAAGAGGGUAUCUACGGCUGCAAGAAAAACAUGGAAUGCAUUAUAUGUGACACUGAUCCUGACCCUCGCUGCCGUGACCCGUCCGAGAAACUGUUAGAACGUCCAGACUGCGAGAAAAAGAUCGAAUUUUCUUUUACGCCACGACAAUAAUGUUAACAACAAUGCAUAUGAAGUAAGACAAUUCUUGUUGAAAAUAAAAAUAUUAGCAC